Messenger RNA from Coregonus clupeaformis (lake whitefish), 3179 nucleotides. Its product is annotated as carcinoembryonic antigen-related cell adhesion molecule 1-like. The transcript is spliced from 6 exons. The coding region runs from base 948 to 2210 and encodes 420 amino acids. Lineage: Eukaryota; Metazoa; Chordata; Actinopteri; Salmoniformes; Salmonidae. The record is from RefSeq and is a predicted model, not a curated record.
AUGACUGUAAGUCGCUUUGGAUAAAAGCGUCUGCUAAAUGGCAUAUUAUAUUAUUAUUACAACCAUCGAGAUUAAUUGUCAUAUCCAACAGCAGAUAUCCAUUGAUUUCUCAGAGGACAAACCAUCCACAAAGACAAACUGAUGAGAUAAGAUUUAAACCAGGCAAUAUCCAGGCAAAUAUCUCCAACAUGUGGGCCCAUAUGAUGCUUCACACUGAGUCAUAUGUGCCAGCAAACAGCCGGAUCUGGACCUUAUAACAUUUUCCAGCACUGAGCCAUAUGUGCCACCUAACAGCCAGAUCUGGCCCACAGUAAUUUGCUUUGUUAACUGAAAGAGAGAAUGGUUUUUAUUAUACAAUUUCAAAACAUUAUAGGAUAUCAGUGGCAGUGAGGCUGAAUUAUUUGAUACAAUUUACACGUUUCAUAUAUGGAGAAAACACAAACGAAAAAAUGUAAAUGUAAAUACACAUUGAUUAAAAAAAAACUGGUGUUAAGAUAUGUAGGCCUCUGUGACAGUGACAAUAGUUGUAUUCUUGCGUCAUGUAUACGUCUUAAUGAGGAAGGAAAUUACAGCCCUGACCACUUAUGUGUCAACCAUAAACUCACUGCCAGUAAGUUGUCUUACAAAACCACUCCCCUUCACUCUGUAAGUACACUCAAAGAUAUCAUAUAAUAUUGUGUUUGAUAGUAUGUUUUUGUCAUGAACCAUGUUCUUCUGGGUAAUGAUAUUGAUAGGGACCCUUGUAUCAAAGCUAUAGUCAGGGUUAUAAUAUUAAAACAGAUUUGAAGCAAUACAUGAAUCAUUAUGUGUAUACAGUGCUACAGACAGGUCUGUUCAAUAAGUGACUGUUGUUCACCCCUUAAUUGAUGUGUAGGGUGUAGUAAUUCACCAGCUAUAUAGUGAGUUGUUGUUUAUGUUUCUAAGACUGCAGGGUGGGAGAUGCAACAAUGGCCUUGAGAACAGCAGGAUGUGUGUUGGUGGUCUUUCUCUGGUAUGUGGAAGCAACUACGGCAACAAAGUGUGAAGAAAAAAGCCAAGUUAUGGUGUCUCCCACCAACGCAGAGAAGGGACAGGAGGUGACACUGACCUGUAGCACCACCAGUGACAACCCCAACCCCACCUACAUCUGGUACAGGAACGGACAACGUCUAGAUGAAGCCACCUCCAAACAACACUCUGUCAAGAUUUACUAUUCAGACAGCUACUCCUGUGCUGUCAAAGGCUGUGAGGCUCUCUGCUCUCCUGCAGUGUGUGUUCUGGAUCAGAACUGUUUCAACGUGACUUACACCCUUCAGAGUAUCUGUGCUAUGAAGGGCUCAACAGUGGAACUGCCCUGCACAUAUCAACAUCCAAGUAAUCAUAUAGUCUCAGAAGCUAACUGGUAUAUCCAAGAGAAACGUGAUGAAGGGCUUAAAAUCCUGACCUCAGAGUGUGCAGAUCCUGUGGUGUUUGGUGUGGACAAAGAGAAAGAUUGUACCCUGAGAUUCAAAGACAUGAGAGCGAGUGAUUCAGCUGAGUACAAGUUCAGAUUUAAAACACAGUUUUCAGAAUGGGGGUACAGCUUCCCUGGAACAACUCUGACUGUCACAGGUCUGCAGGUGAAGGUGACUCCUGCCACAGAGAAAGGGAUUCUGACACUGACCUGUAGCACCACCUGUACUCUGACUGACGACCCCAACCCCACCUACAUCUGGUACAAGAACGGACAACGUCUCACCAACUCAAAGACCCAAGAUAACUACCUCUCCCUAGACCCAGUCAGCAGUGAGGAUGCAGGCAGAUACUCCUGUACUAUAGAAGGCUACAAGAAUCUCCACUCUCCUGUAUUGUCUGUGGGGGAACAAUCGUCUUUGAAGGAAGCAGCUGUAGGAAUCAUAGUGGUUGUUCUGAUUCUCAUCCUCUGUCUCUCUGGCUUCAUGUGGUUCAGGAAGAAGGCCUCCAUAUCCACCUCUGACAUAAGAGACACAGCAGAGCAUGGACAGAGAGACUCUAGUCCAGUGUAUGACAACGUCUCAGGCAUGGCCAUGGCUCCUAAUGCAGCACAGAGAGCGGACACAGGCGAGCAUGAUGACGUUCACUACGCCAGUGUCCACCACAAAAAACAGGAAGUGCCUCAGCACUCCACCGUUCAACUGCCUCAGCCACAGAAACAGGACGAGGAUGUCCAGUACGCUGCUGUGAAAUUCAACCACCCCAGUGCUACUCAAUAGACUGUCUUUCAGUCAGAUUGAUGGUUGUUGUGUUGAGAUGCCAGUAGAAAGCACUGUAGUACAGUACACUGAAAACACCAGGUUUUAGUGUAGCUGGUGAGACAUACAGAAUACACAGAGAAACCAUAAGCCUAUUGUUAUGGGCACAAAAAUGCAUUUCUUGUAAAGACCUUCACUGACGUGUUGUUAGGAAGAGGCAUCAUGAAGACAAGACGCCAGCUCUGCAUCCCCAUUUUAGCCCCUCAGUACAUCUAGUUGGUGUCAACCACAGACAUCACAUUAUUCUGUUUUCACAAAGCCAGUAAUGUCUCCUACCAAACCUCUCUCUCUUCACCCUGUAACUUGAUAACAGCUUAUACUGAACCUUACCAUUCUAAUUAAUUUGAUUUUUUUGCAAUAUGAAUGCUUGCAUGUGAAUAAUAUAGUAAAAUGAUGGAGUGUGGUUUCAUAUAUUUUGUUUUGUUUAGCAUUGCUGAUUCCAUAUAAAUGUUUUAAUAAGGACUGUAUUUCAAAUAUAUAUAAUUGACUAUGUAGAGGAGACCAGGAUAUGUUGUUGGCCUGGGUCCCAACACUCAAUGUUAUAGUCAUGGUCCUUAGAAUAAAACAGGUUUAAAUCAAUCGACAGAAACAUGUGUCUUACAGUGCUACACAUCUGUUAUAAUAAGUGCUUUUUCCUGCUUAAUUGAAGUAUCAGUUGUAGUUUUUCACCAGUUAUAAAGUGUGUUUGUUGUCUAUCUUUAUGUUUCUAAGACUGCAGGGUGGGAGAUGCAACAAAAGGCUUGAGAACAGAAGGAAGUGUGUUGGUGGUCUUUCUCUGGUCUGUGUCAGGUAUCGUAGCGGGUGAUUUUGGAAGGAGUCAGGCGCAGGAGGGUAAAUCACAGAAUUUAUGGUUUAUUCAGGAACACAGUGGUACGCAGCAAUGCGUAAAACACUCCAGUGCGGUAAAUACGGCGCACUGGAGAAAACAAG